AUGUCCGGCCACGUCAAACCCCUCAUCUUACACGCUCAUGCCACAGGCCCGAAUCCAAUCAAAGUGGCCAUUGCCCUCGAAUCACUUAAAGUCCCAUACAUCGUCAAGCAGUGGGAUUUCAGCGACAACCCCGAAACAGGCGUCAAGGGGUCUGCGUUCUUGAAAAUCAACGAGAACGGCCGGGUCCCCGCCCUCGAGGAUCCCAACACGGGCGUUGUGUCCUGGGAAUCAGGCGCAUCCCAAGACUUGGUGGACUUUGAGAAGUGGGAGUAUUUCCUGUUGACGACCCUGGGGCCGAUGACAGGGCAGACGAACUGGUUUAGACAUUACCAUCCAUCUCCGAAUGAAGAUGCCUUGCAGCGAUACACGGCGCAGACACUUCGCUGCUAUGAUGUCCUGGAAGGACAGUUGCAGAAGUCGGGGGGGGCCAGUGUCCUGCCGAAUGGGGUUACUGCUGUCGACUACCAUUUUGAGCCGUGGGUGAGGCAACACUCCUUCGCUGGGGUCUCGUUGGAUAAUCAUCCUUUGAUUCGAAAGUGGCUGGCCUUGAUGGGAGCGCGCGAGGAAGUCCAGGAAGCGUACGCAAAGGUCAAGCGUGGCGCUGGGAAAUAA
Penicillium chermesinum is the source of this 612-nucleotide messenger RNA. RefSeq names its product glutathione S-transferase family protein. Bases 1 to 612 code for a protein of 203 amino acids. NCBI's taxonomy places the organism in Eukaryota, Fungi, Ascomycota, Eurotiomycetes, Eurotiales, Aspergillaceae. The transcript is spliced from 3 exons. The record is from RefSeq and is a predicted model, not a curated record.